AUGAAGUUGACGAAGUUGUGCUUGAUUUUGGUGGUUCUGACGAGAGGUUCUUCCGGAUUGUUGGGUCCCCCUGAAAGGUCCUACAAGAUCCUCAUGCUCCUCCCCGUUGCUACCAAGAGCCACGGGAACGUCUUCUUUCCUCUCGCUGAGGCUCUGGCCGACCGUGGACACGAGAUAGUGAUGCUGACCAACUUUCCCAAAUCAUCCAAACACCCCAACAUAACCGAGAUAACCCACGACCUUCCAUACUUCAAGUUUGAGAACAUUAACAUGUUCGGAGCUGCAAGUAACGUUAUGAAUAUAUUUACAAAGUUGUCGUUCGUGGCCAGGGAAAUGUAUCACGUGCCGGCUGUGAAGGAGCUCUACCAGAGAAGGAAGGAAUUCGAUCUCAUGGUCGUAGAUGCUAUGUUCAACGAGGUGGCCUACCCAUUUGUGCACAACGUCCCAUUCAUCACUCUCUUCACAUCGGCGACAAACCAUCGCGUCAGCGCCGUCCUGGGCAACGUCCUCAACCCAGCCUACGUCCCCUUCAUGGAUAACUUUCACUUCCCUGCAUCGGUCUGGCAGCGGCUCCUCAACACAGUUCAUCACAUAUCAUAUCCUUUUUUUUGGCGGAUCUGGUCCAUAGUGCCGACAGUGCAGAAAGAAAUCUCUGCGCAGUUCCCGGAGUUGCCACCGCUGUUGGACCUGGAGAGGAACAUGAGUCUGACGUUGAUCAACGGCCACUUUAGUACUGGUAUACCACUGCCCCUCCUGCCCUCACAGGUGGAGGUGGGUGGCAUGCACUGUCGACCCGCCAGCCCUCUGCCUCAGGAUCUGGAAUCGUGGAUCAUAGGAGCGGGGUCUGCUGGCGUUGUCUACUUUAGCUUGGGCUCGGUUGCGCGUGGAACCUCCGUGCCAGUCAAGUAUCGCGACUUCUUAAUCGAGGCUUUCCGCAGGCUGCCCCAGCGUGUCCUCUGGAAACAUGAGGAGGAGCUGGAGAACCUCCCUGACAACGUGAUGAUCAACAAGUGGCUUCCCCAGCAGGAUAUUCUUGCCCACCACAACGUGAAGGUGUUCAUCUCGCACUGUGGCUUCCUCAGCCUGCAGGAGGCCAUCUACCACGCCACGCCCCUCCUCGCCCUACCCAUUUACUCCGACCAGCCCAGGAAUGCCAAGUUAAUGAGGGACGCUGGUCUGGGUCUCAUGCUGGUGUGGGAGGAGCUCACUGUGGACUUGAUCGUCGACGCUCUCACCGAUAUCAUCAACGACCCCAAGUAUAAGGAAAACGUGAUCAGGAAGUCAGUGAGGAUGAGAGACCAGCUGACGUCGCCCAGGGAACGGGCAGUGUUCUGGACGGAGUACGUCAUCCGCCACCGUGGGGCCCCCCAGCUGAGGUCCCCGGCGGCACAGCUCUCCUGGGUGGAGUUCCUCAUGCUCGACGUCCUGCUCCUCCUCCUUCUGGCUCUCUCCCUUCUCCUUUUCAUCCUACAUCGCAUCUUUAGAAUUGUCACUGCUAUACUUUUUAGUGGUGAUGGCAGAAAGAAAAAGUCAGAUUAA
Messenger RNA from Procambarus clarkii (red swamp crayfish), 1539 nucleotides. NCBI's taxonomy places the organism in Eukaryota, Metazoa, Arthropoda, Malacostraca, Decapoda, Cambaridae. The record is from RefSeq and is a predicted model, not a curated record.